AUCUUUCUUUUUUCUAGAAAAAGUAGUAUAGUGAAAUCCUAGUCAUUUAAUGGUAAACUGAAAGAAGGAAUUUGUAUGGUGCAACUAGAAGUAGUGAGUGAUGAAGAUGAAAAGUGGUUUCCAUUUAAUUGAAGUGGUAGUAGGCUAGCUAGGUAGCAUUUACAAAUUUGCUUUGGUGCGUGGCACUGCAAAGAGCAAACAAAGUCUUGUUUUUGUGGCUGUGAAGAAGAGAAGGGAUGCUUUGCUUGAUGCUUGGAAAAACAAAAGGCAUGAGGAUGUGAUGCCCCCAUUUUUCUAGUUUUAGUUUUAUCCACAAGCUUUGUUUUGUGAGUUGAAACUAUGUAUUUGUAACCUAUAAACCCACACAACUCCAACCUCCACCACCCCUCAUAUCCUCAUAUCUUUCACUCUUUUUCCUUUUGUUUUGUCCAAGACACUGGCUUCUGGAGUUUGAGGUACAUAGUCUUGGAAGGAUUCUCCACAUUCCUCACCACCCCUUUUGUGUCCUCCAACUUCUCUGCAAGAUUUUCUCACUUUCUAGGCCCUUGUCUCAGGGUACAUGCAUCUGCCUCUAAAUCUUUGAGCUUUUCAUUCAUUUCUUUAAAAUCUCUCAACAUGGGAAUCCCUUUUUUGGAUCAAGGCUUUGAAUCUUGAAACACAACUUUUUUUUCGAUUGGCUUGUUAAUUUUUAUUAGUAGGAGAUUCGAACCUACAACCUCUUUUUCCUUCACAACUUGACCAACCUUAUAUCUCCUUUUUGAAACACAACUUGUCUUUCAAGUUAAACCUUCCAACACUACAUCAUAAACUGAUAGUUCUACACCUAUCAUAAUGCCAUUCAGGAGCAUUGUGCGUGAGCUCAAGGAGAUUGGAGAGGGCAUUAGCAACAUGUAUAGAAGAGGAGGAGAAGCCAAGCAUGUGCAUCGCCAUGGAAAAUCUCACAUUGCACCAGAAUGUUCCUUACCACCACCACCACCACCACCACCAUCAUCAUCAUCACAGAGCCGGUGGGCUAAUUUGCCACCUGAGUUGCUAUUGGACAUAAUUCAAAGGUUGGAAGCCAGUGAAACUUCUUGGCCUGCACGUAGAGCACUUGUGGCAUGUGCCUCAGUUUGUAGGUUGUGGAGAGAGAUAACAAAGGAUGUGAUCAAGACACCAGAACAGUGUGGUUUGCUAACUUUCCCCAUAUCACUGAAGCAGCCUGGUCCAAGAGACUCUCCAAUCCAGUGUUUUAUUAGGAGAGAAAGAAUGACUUCAACAUAUUGUUUAUAUCUCGGUCUGAGCCCUGCUCUUUCUGGUGAUAUGAGCAAACUGUUACUGGCAGCAAAGAAGAUUAGACGGGCAACAUGUACAGAAUUUAUAAUAUCAUUGGUUGCCGAUGAUUUCUCUCGGGCUUGCGACACUUAUGUUGGAAAGCUGAGGUCUAAUUUUCUGGGCACCAAGUUUACAAUCUUGGAUGGGGAGCCCCCGCAUGAUUCUUCACUUCCACUGAAUUGCAAGUUGCAGCAAAGAGUCCAUCUGAAGCAGGUACUUCCUAAUAAGGUUUCUGCUGCUAACUACAAAGUGGCCACAGUAUCUUAUGAACUCAAUGUCCUCCGAACAAGAGGUCCAAGGCGAAUGCGGUGUAUGAUGCACUUAAUCCCCAUAUCUGCAAUCCAAGAAGGAGGGAAUGCCCCUACUCCUUUGAAGUUUACCAAUUAUCUUAAUGAUUACGCAUCUACCACCAUCCCAGACACAAAAGGAAAGAAACCAGAAGUUGUUGAGUUUGACUCAACUGGCACUGAUAAUACUCCAGAAUCAAUCCAGAGGGCAAGGGAACCAUUGAUUUUGAAAAACAAAGCUCCUAGAUGGCACGAACAACUGCAAUGUUGGUGCUUGAAUUUCAAGGGAAGGGUUACAGUGGCCUCUGUGAAGAACUUCCAGCUUGUAGCAGCUGCUGAACCAUGCCAAAAUGUUUCAGCUGCAGAACAAGAAAAAGUGAUACUACAAUUUGGAAAAAUUGGGAAGGACAUAUUCACCAUGGAUUACCGAUAUCCCCUGUCAGCUUUCCAAGCCUUUGCAAUAUGCUUGAGCAGCUUUGACACAAAACCAGCUUGUGAAUGAAUGAUCAUGACUUCUCUAUCCCCAUUGUGGACAAUUAGUCCUGUCAUGUCACUCCUCCUUGAUAUAAAAUGUACAUCUUUUCGUAAGGAAGGAGAGAAGCUGGACUAAACAGCUCUCAUUCUAAUGAGUACUUUCAUUCUGCAUCACAAGUUUAAUUUGUGUA
Glycine soja is the source of this 2266-nucleotide messenger RNA. RefSeq names its product tubby-like F-box protein 5. The record is from RefSeq and is a predicted model, not a curated record. Gene Ontology annotation, molecular function: protein binding. The coding region runs from base 832 to 2103 and encodes 423 amino acids. The transcript is spliced from 5 exons. Lineage: Eukaryota; Viridiplantae; Streptophyta; Magnoliopsida; Fabales; Fabaceae.